Messenger RNA from Heterostelium album PN500, 738 nucleotides. Its product is annotated as glutathione S-transferase family protein. The coding region runs from base 1 to 738 and encodes 245 amino acids. NCBI's taxonomy places the organism in Eukaryota, Evosea, Eumycetozoa, Acytosteliales, Acytosteliaceae. The record is from RefSeq and is a predicted model, not a curated record. The transcript has 2 exons.
AUGUCAGCUAUUCUUUAUCAUAUGCCAUAUUUUGUAUCAUCAGUUGUUGCCAACUUGAUCGGAGAAUUGGGUAUUAGUGAAAAAGUACAAGUUAAAAUUAUUGGUUUCGAUAAUUUGAAAGAUGAGUUUCAUUUGGCAAAACAUCCACAAGGAAAGGUUCCUUUUUAUAUUGAAGUAGAAGAUGAUUUCACUAUGAUUGAAUCAUCAGCAAUCUUUUUAUAUCUCUUGGAGAAGCAUGACACUGAAAAGAAAUUGUCUAACUGGAAAGAUGCCAAAGAACGUGGACAAUUCUAUCAAUUCCUUUUGAAUUGUCCAUGCCAAAUCUAUCCAAAUCUAGCACAGUUGUUCUAUCAGUUCCUCAAUGAAAAAGGUUCACCAAUGAGAGACGAGAACCUGAUUACCAAGAAUUUGAAUGCUUGGCAUUUCGAAAUUGCACCAUUCCUCGUAAAGUAUCUUGGUGACAAGCCAUAUUUCUUUGGUGAUCAAUUCACAGCUGUCGAUAUUCUCCUGGGUUAUCAAAUGGUUCUCGCAGAAUUGGUCGGACAAUUGAAAGACUAUCCAACAUUGGUCGCCUAUCUUCUCAGACUAAGGGAAAGACCUGCAUUCACCAACAUCUACAACGAAGCCAACAAAAUAUAUCUUCCAGAUAUGACUAAAUACAGUGUUGCAAUUCAAAGAAAGAUACAAAGAGAAGAGAAAUUAGCUUCUGAAAAAGGUUUAGAUUAUAAAUUUGCUUAA